Molecule: messenger RNA, 1344 nt
Organism: Penicillium samsonianum
Lineage: Eukaryota; Fungi; Ascomycota; Eurotiomycetes; Eurotiales; Aspergillaceae
Exons: 8
Coding region: 1-1344 (447 amino acids)
Source: RefSeq, a predicted model, not a curated record
AUGGAUAUUCCAAAGCCUGGUGAGGGCGAUGUUGACAUCGGAACUGGCGCAUUUCAGGCUUGCUGGGUCCUCACAGCCAUUGUCGGCGUGGCAUUGUUGUUCCGCUAUGCCAUCAAGGUCUGGGUGCGCUGGGCUUUGCCUCAAGUCACUGCACCCGGCCGAAUCUGGGGUAUAGAGGACUUGUUCUUCCUCGUGGCUUGGGGUUUUGAUGUUACCCAUAUGAUAUUUAUUCAAAUGAGUGCCAACUGGGGUCUCGGGAGGCAUUUCUUUUACUUGACUGGUGAAGAACGUCUUUAUGCUAUGAAAUGGGAUUUCCUUUCCCAGCCUCUGGCUGUCACUUCUGCCAUGGUCUCACGCGCAGGCAUGAUGUGGUUUCUUUUGACUUGCUUUGCGGCGAGCGACAAGAAGAUUCGCCAAUCUAUCAUUGCUUGUGCUGUUGUUCAGGUUGUCGUCAAUAUGGUUACAAUCGUCCAGAUUAUUGUCCAGUGCGGCCCGAAUCAGUAUCAGACGACUGAUCGAGUACAAUACUUCCACUAUAUGUGGACACCACUCCCUGAAGAUGGUUCCGUCAAGUGCCAAUCACCGACUGUCCAGACGACUAUCGGCUUCGUGCAAGGAGGAUUCAACACUGUCAUCGAUUUCUUCCUUGCCGUGCUCGCUGCCGUCGAACUGUGGCAAUUCUUCUUGCGAACGCUCCAUCGUAACCCAAACACCUCAUUCUGGUCCCAAUUCUGCAAAAUUAGUGGCACCGUCCGAUCCCGCCGGAUCUGGCAGACGAUCACUCUCAGCGGACCACUCCUUCUCUCCGGCUGUGCUUCUAUUGUAAAGACCUAUAAACUCAAAUCCCUCGGUGACAGACAGGAUUUCACCUAUAACAUCGUGACCUUCGUUCUCUGGGUAAAAAUCGAAAACUACAGCAUCCUUCUCGCCUCGUGUGCCCCAGUAGCCCGCCUCUUCCUCCGCUCCUUCGUCGACCAGAGACGCGAAGGUCGGUCUCAUGGCUACUGGUCUCGCUCCCGCUCGACAGGACACAACGAGCCUGACACAGAGCUGAAACGCCGCGCCAAUGUCCAGGACCAGUGGCUGGAUUCCGCUACGGUGACUAAUAUGACCAAUACCUGUAUUCACGAUGAGGAGAAUCCGGCGACUAGGUGGAGUGGACAUGGGCAUGAGCGCUCGAUGAGUCAGGUAUCCAGAGCGGAGAUGCCGGAGCAUCUUGAUGAUGGAUGUGUUACUGUUAAGACCGAUAUUGUUGUUCAGGUUGAUGAUGGGAGGUCAAUUUCUUCAGGUGGGACUAGAUUGUUACCUGAUGGUGGUGAGUCUCAUUCUACGGGGUUUCAUUGA